CCUGAUAAUUGCCUAUAAAAGCUGAUGCGGAUCUAAGUAAAAUCGUUAUAAUCCCUGCUUUUCACUCCGACAAUUUUGUCAAGAUAAAGACACUACCAGCUUGAAAAGAACAAUCAGACAUGAAAAUUCAGUGGAUUUCGUUCAUGGCCGUGCUGUGUCUGAGUACUUUUGCCUUCGCUGCACCAGCCGUUGUAUCUCUAAAGAAGCGGGAGGCCGAUGCUCCAGCCAUUGUUUCUCUGAGGAAGAGGGAGGCUAAUGCUCCAGUCGUUGUUUCUCUGAAGAAGAGGGAGGCUGAUGCUCCAGCCGUUGUUUCUCUGAGGAAGAGGGAGGCUGAUGCUCCAGCCGUUGUUUCUCUGAAGAAGAGGGAGGCUGAUGCCCCAGCCGUUGUUUCUCUGAGGAAGAGGGAGGCUGAUGCUCCAGCCAUUGUUUCUCUGAGGAAGAGGGAGGCUGAUGCUCCAGCCGUUGUUUCUCUGAGGAAGAGAGAGGCAGAUGCUCCAGCCAUCGUUUCCCUGAAAAAGCGGGAGGCCGAUGCACCAGCCAUUGUUUCUCUGAGGAAGAGGGAGGCUGAUGCUCCAGCCAUUGUUUCUCUGAGGAAGAGGGAGGCUGAUGCUCCAGCCAUUGUAUCUCUGUAAAAGAGGAUAACGGAUUUACAAGCACUUGUGUGAUUGAAUAUGGAGGUUGAUGGACUACUAAAGGUGCUUCUGAAUAAGUUGACUAAUUUUCUUGCAGCUGUUUAACUGAUAAUGGUAGUUGAGUUGAAGUUGGUAUCAUAAAAAUAACUUAUAGCCAUGUAUCGAACAUGACUAUAUGGUGUGUUGUUUUAAAACGACACUGCUUACGAGGUGGGGAGGGGUUGAGUCACUAUUUAUUUUUAUAAUGGGGAUAAAAUGCUUUUAAUGAAACUUUAUAUAUUUGAAUUAUAAAGGAGUUAUAUCAGUUGUAUGUAUCAGGUAUUAAUAAGGUCUUGCAAAAUGUAUUUUCCCUUGUUUUAGAAAUGUACCAAAGAUGUAGAAUUAUGAAGGAUACAUGUAAAACUGUUGUUAGAACAGAUGAUUUGAACUAAAUGUCAUGUCGAAUAUAUUAAAAUAAUAAGACAAAAGUCGUGUUAGAUUUGAUUGACUUCGAGUAGUAUAUCUUAGGAAGAAGGGAUUUAUUUUCUGUCAGCUGUUGUAGGAAAACAGCUGUUCUUUUAAGAAAAAACAAAAAAACAUUACAUGCGUUUUAUGAACCUGUUCCAUGAUGAAACGUUACUUUUUUAUGAGCGGUUUUUCACCCAUUAUAACUGAAUUGUACAUUUGACUGGUAUAACAGUUAGUUGGAUGUAUUUGUUUUUCAAAAUAAAGAAAAUAGUUCUUUUCUUCAAUUGAAUUCAGUUUGUGAUUUUAAAUAAACCGAAAGGGAUAUUAUAAAAGAGAAAUCAAACAUUACACAAUAUCAUCUUAACAAUUUUUGAUAGAGAUAACUCUCGAUACCGAUAGUCAGCAAUGGUUUUCAAAAUAUCAAUUCUUUGACAAACAAAUAUAAGAUUUAAAAACUAACUGCAAUUUAAAGAAUUCUUCCUUCCCGUAAUAGUGAUUUUUUGUCUCUCCGCCUUACAUAGUAUCUGAGCUCUCAAUUAGCUAUUCUAAAAUCUUUUACGGUCUAGUCAUUUAUAAAAUAGAAGGAAGUUAUAAUAAUAAUGAUCAUUGGAAGUUUUUAUAUUUUUGUAACUAUUUGUAUUUUAACUUGAUAAAGUACAAAAUGAAACUUUUUUUUUAUUGUUUUGAAGUCUUUUUUCCCCAUGUUUUCAUAAGAUUCGGUCCAUAUGCAUUUUAAGAGAAACAUAUCUGAUAACAAGAAGUGUUCUCUUGAGUUUCUGGAUAUUUUGGGAAUCUGUAAUGUCAUUAUGAAUCAUGAAAACAAAUAGAUUAAUGUUAAAUAGAUAGUUUAGCGCUGUGAAAUCUUUGUGAGUUCUCGCACUGAAUCUAAAAGUACGAAAGCAAUAUCCUUCGGGGGUACAUUUCUGUAUUGGCGCUUCCCUCAUGUUACACACUAAAAGAACUGAAAGAGAAUUGUUAACACAAUAAAUUUGCAAAAUGC
Mizuhopecten yessoensis (Yesso scallop) is the source of this 2079-nucleotide messenger RNA. RefSeq names its product glycyl-glycine endopeptidase ALE-1-like. NCBI's taxonomy places the organism in Eukaryota, Metazoa, Mollusca, Bivalvia, Pectinida, Pectinidae. The record is from RefSeq and is a predicted model, not a curated record. The transcript is spliced from 3 exons. The coding region runs from base 120 to 632 and encodes 170 amino acids.